GAACAGCACGAACACUUGACAUUCGCAAUCAGUCAGCACGCCACUAAAGACAUGCUCUUGGUCACAGUAUUAAUUGGAGCCCUCCUGCUGGUGCCAGUCUAUCCGGAAACCCACCGCUUGGGCUAUAAUCCGAACUAUGAUGUGUGGUAUUUCGUGCCGCCAACACCAAUUGAAAAUCUAAAACCAGCCGUGAUGCAUGCCUAUUUUCAACACAGUAAGAAGGGCGGCAUUUGCUUUAAGGAUCAUGUUUAUAUCUUUUGCAAAACUGGUCUAAAAAUCGAGUAAAACAAAUAUUGAAUCCAGCUUUUAAGUGGUAAAUUCAUGUCAAUAAUUCAUUUUACACACAACAUUAACCAGAAAAGUGUCGAGCGUGUGUGCUUGUUUUUUUUUAUACCGUGUCAAAUGAUCAGCAAAGCUAAAUGAUGUCAUUUGAGAGCUGCAAAAUCAAAGCAAAUAAAUCUCAUCUGUAUAAGUGAAAAUAUGUGCAAAAAAACGUAAAAGAUAAAAUCAGUGAUUUCCAUUUGUUAAA
Molecule: messenger RNA, 529 nt
Organism: Drosophila guanche
Lineage: Eukaryota; Metazoa; Arthropoda; Insecta; Diptera; Drosophilidae
Exons: 2
Coding region: 52-285 (77 amino acids)
Source: RefSeq, a predicted model, not a curated record